Molecule: messenger RNA, 1413 nt
Organism: Helianthus annuus (common sunflower)
Lineage: Eukaryota; Viridiplantae; Streptophyta; Magnoliopsida; Asterales; Asteraceae
Product: protein SRC2
Exons: 1
Coding region: 133-1194 (353 amino acids)
Biological process (GO): defense response
Source: RefSeq, a predicted model, not a curated record
AAUUUAACGGUAACACUGGUCGUUUCCUCGAAAUUUCUCGUAACUUCUCCGCGGACAAUAUCAAGAAACUCGGUUUCUAAUUCUAUAUAUAUUCCUCUAUCUCCUUAUUCAGUUUCAAAACCAUUACCAGCAAUGGCAGAAAGAUCACUAGAGCUCACAAUAAUCUCAGCAAAAGAUCUCAAUAAUGUCAAUCUCUUCGGCAAAAUGAAUGUAUACGCCGUCGUUUACAUCACCGGCGCCGGAAAUCAAGAUCAGAAGCAAAAAACUCACGUUGACAAAGACGGAGAUUCCAAUCCUACCUGGAAUUAUCCUAUGAAGUUUAAGAUCGAUGAGUCUGCUGCGUUACAAAACCGAUUAACUCUCGUUGUUAAGAUCAAAACGGGAGGUAUGCUCGGGGAUAAAGAUGUCGGAGAAGUUCAUGUUCCGGUUAAGGAGCUUCUAGACGGUGAUUACACCGGAAGAAGACCGUUACAGUUUGUUACUUAUCAGGUGCGGAAACCGUCUGGUCACCCGAAAGGCGAACUCAGUUUUUCGUAUAAGUUCGUGGGGAAACCUAAUUUGGAAGAGCUUGUUAUGGCUUACCCAGCGGCGGGUUCUGGAGUUGGUUCGGUGUAUCCGCCGCUGGAUGCAGCGCCGGUUGGUGUUGCUCUAGGAUAUUAUCCACCAACACCAACCGUCGCUAGUCCUGAAUCUUAUCCUUAUCCACUGGACGAAGGAGCGUCUCCUCCCGAAAAACCUAAUAAGGUGGAUAAGUUAGAUGAGCCUGUUAUGGCUUACCCAACAACGGUGGGUUCUGAAUUUAAUUCAGUAUACCCACCGCUUUAUGUGACGCAAGUUGGUGCUGCUCUGGAAUCUUAUCCACCAGCACCAACCGUGGCCACACAUGGUACUUAUCCACCGGCAGGAGUUGCGUAUUAUCCUCCUGCUGGGUACCCUGAACCAUGGGUGGGAUACGCGUACCAGCAACAGCCGGCUUACGGGGGUUACCCUCCGCCACCUGCACCUGGGUACAACGUGUAUCCUCCGCAGUCGGGGUAUGGGUACCCGCCGGCUCAACAACCUCAGAAGAACAAACUCGGUCUUGGGUUGGGAGCUGGGCUAUUGGGAGGAGCGUUGGGCGGUUUGUUGAUCGGAGAUAUUGUGUCCGACGCUGCUAGUGAUGGGGGAUGCGGUGGCGGUUGUGGUGGGUUUUAAAGCCUUACAAAGAUGUGUAUUGGGACUAUUGGCUUGUAAUUAUGGUCGUAUUAUCGAAAUAGAUUAGGAACAAGAAUUGUAUAUUUCAUUUUUCUAGUUAUAUUAUUGUUUCAUUGAGUUAUGUAGAGGCCAAGGUUUGGUACAGAAAACAAAUGGGCCGAAAACAAUUCAUCUGUCGAUAUUGUUUAUUAAUGAUUACUUUGUUCCACAUUUAAAAAA